Messenger RNA from Paramecium pentaurelia, 1670 nucleotides. The record is from the annotation of a GenBank genome assembly. Lineage: Eukaryota; Ciliophora; Oligohymenophorea; Peniculida; Parameciidae.
AUGGAAAUUAAUAUUAAUGUGGGGACAUAUGAUGGUAAACUUUUAGGAUUCUCUUUGAAUGAUUAAUUUUCAUAGAAUAAUACUCUCUAUUCAUUUCCAGCCUCUACAGUAUAUUUAAUUUAUUAUUUGAGUCCUUAAUCAAAACAAUCUUUUAGAAUGGACGCUAUUUAUUUAUUGGAGGUUCUGAAGAAUUAAUCAAAGUAUAUGAUGUUAGAAGAAGAGUUGAAAUCACUUUAUUAGAACAACAUAAUGGAACAAUAACUUAGAUUGCUGGACAUUCAAAUUUUCUAUUCACAGCAGCUGAAGAUGGAAAAGUUAAUUUAUGGAGAAAUAAAUAAUGGGCUAUUCUUAAUACAUUCCAAUGUGGAAAUCCUGUUAUAUGCAUAGCUGUUCAUGAAUCAGGAAAGAUUUUGGCAUGUGCAACCAAAGAUCAGAAAUUACAUCUUUAUAAUUUAAUGAAUUUGAAAAGGAUAGCAUUAAAGAAAUUUCAUUUUAGUAUUUAUUUUUUUAAUAUUUUAGAUAUUGAUAAGAUUCAUUUCAUUUCAAAGGAAGAUGAAAUACAAUAUUUAUUAUUUCAAUCUGACAGAAAAUGUUAUAUUGUAGAUUGUGAAACUAAUAAGGUUACACAUACUAUAGAUUUAACAGUUUAGAUAACAGAUUCAAUAUUAAAUCAAGAUUCACUUAUUCUAUCAGGUAUUAUAUUAAUUUAUUUAAGAUGCAAAUGGAAUAGUUUAUAUGAUAAAAUUAAUAGUAGACAAUUAAAUAUAAAGCAAGAUUAUAAUUAAAUUUGUGGCUCAUUAAAAAAGAAUUAAGUAAUUAUAAUUAUUUGAUUUGAAUGAAUAAACAUAUUUGGCAUCUAUUUCAUCUGAUGGAGAUAUCAAAAUUUGGGAUUGUUUAUUAUAUGCCAAUGAAUAAUAUGAUGAUAUUGAUCUCAAGAAUAAAUUAAAACCUAUUUAUACCAUUAGAACAACAUAGAGAUUAACAUGUUUUUGUGUGAGUGUUGUAUAAAGAAAAUAAGCAGAUUAAGAAUAAUAAUAAGAAUAAACUAAAAUUCAAAAACCUACUGUUGUUCUUCCUAUAGCCAAAUAAAUCAAAAAAUAAUUAGUUAAUAAGAAACCUAAGUAAUUUGAUUAGAAUGUUAAAGUGCAAUAAGUUUAAAAGAAGAAGAUUCAAAAGAAAAAAGUUGAAGUUUGAUUUUUUUGUAUAUUAGUAAUUAGUAUUAAGUUAUAAUAAUGAACCCUAUAUUAUAAAGUGUAUUGAAUUCUCCUUAAUACUCUCGGUCAAUUCCAAAAAAACAACAUCAAUUUGCAAGCAUCUAUAGAGUACCAACAAAGUAUAAAGCAAGGUCAUGGAAACCAUAUACAGAGAGAGAUAAAUCAGAAGAUUAUUUGGUUGAAUAAAUGAGGCCUAAAAUUAGAAUUAGAUUACCAUCAUUAUAACAUUAAGAUUCGAAUAAAUCUCAUUAAUAAAUGUUACCUAGAGAAUCAGAAAAAGAAAAAAAAAUAGAAAUUACUACUAAAGUGAUGUAUUACUUAAGCAGAAUGACUGGACCUGAAAAUGCUUCAAAAUCAAAGAAAUAUAGAGAAAAAGAGAUCCAAUCUCGAUUAAUGCCAGGAGUUAAUUCGUAUGAUGGACUUUAUGAUGAAAUGUAUGAUGAAGAUGAUAAUUGA